This is a messenger RNA of Canis lupus familiaris (dog), 1418 nucleotides long. RefSeq names its product lipoyl(octanoyl) transferase 2 (gene LIPT2). The record is from RefSeq and is a predicted model, not a curated record. The transcript has 2 exons. Bases 9 to 704 code for a protein of 231 amino acids. Gene Ontology annotation, biological process: protein lipoylation. Lineage: Eukaryota; Metazoa; Chordata; Mammalia; Carnivora; Canidae. Gene Ontology annotation, cellular component: mitochondrion. Gene Ontology annotation, molecular function: lipoyl(octanoyl) transferase activity.
CUGACGCCAUGCGGCCACCCGCGGUACGGCUGGUGCGGCGAAGCCGGAUGCCCUACGCCGAGCUCCUGGCCCUACAGGAGCGCUGGUUGCGGCGGCUGCAGGCCGCGCCAGGCCCUGAGGCCCCGUCCGGGGCUGAGGCGGGCGCACUGCUGCUCUGCGAGCCCGCGGGGCCCGUGUACACGUCCGGGCUGCGUGGCGGCCUGACGCCGGAGGAGAUGGCGCGGCUGCGGGCCUUGGGCGCCGAGGUACGCGCCACGGGACGCGGCGGCCUGGCCACCUUCCACGGCCCGGGCCAGCUGCUCUGCCACCCGGUGCUAGACCUGCGGCGCCUGGGCCUGCGCCUGCGCACCCACGUAGCGGCGCUGGAGGCGUGCGCAGUGCGCCUGUGCGAGUCCCGGGGCUUGCAAGGCGCCCGCGCGCGGCCCCCGCCCUACACCGGUGUCUGGCUGGGGGAACGCAAGGUCUGCGCUAUCGGAGUCCGCUGUGGAAGGCACAUCACGUCCCACGGCCUGGCUCUGAACUGUUCUACAGACCUUGGGUGGUUUGAGCACAUUGUCCCCUGCGGGCUAGUUGGGACAGGUGUCACCUCUCUGAGUGAGGAGCUCCGAAGGCAUGUCACUGUGGAUGAAGUAAUACCACCUUUCCUUCAGGCUUUUAAAGAGACCUACAAAUGCACGUUGAUCUCAGAGGACAGCCCCAACUGAAGAGUGUUCAUGUUAUCACUGCUGGGAGAUCCUGCUUGAAAAGCAUCAAGUCUAACUUGGAGUCACUGAAACCCAAAUUCUAGACCUGGUCCUGUUAUUCACUUACCAUGAGACUAUGAGCAAAGCAUACAUGUUUCCAUAUGUAUGCUAGUUUAUUUAUAUCUUCCCACCUACCUCCAAUAUGGUGGAUUUGAAAACAUGAAAAGCAACACAUGCUAUAUAAAUGUAAGACAUUAACACUACUGUCUGCACCAUUUUCUCAGCUUAGAAAAACUCAGAUAUAGAGAAUCAGUUCUCAAAUGUUUAUUACCUCCCAAAUACUAUAUUUAAUUGGGCAAUUCUGGGCUCCAGUUCCUUUGAUUUUUGGAGGAAUCAUAUUUCUAUAUGUGAAGGUGAUAUGGUGGGGUGCUUUCUGCAAUAAAAGGAAAAGGGAAAGAAAUCUUUAAAGAAUAAAAAUGAGAUCUUGACUUCCUGGGUUGGAUUGCCAAGCCUGAUUGCUUUUUUCGGUUAGGUAACCUGAGCUAGACCAGAGGCCAGGAAAAGACAAGAAUAAUUUCUCACAUUGUACAAAUGCAAAAGGUAGAAGUAAGUUUUCCUUAAAUGAGAUCUCUAAGUUUAUAAGGCUAUGUAAUUAUUAUAUAUUAAUUAUUUAUUGCCAUGUAACAAAUCACCCCACAACUUAAUAGCUUAGAACAAUAAACAUUAUCUCAUACA